Andrographis paniculata is the source of this 986-nucleotide messenger RNA. Its product is annotated as nascent polypeptide-associated complex subunit beta-like. Lineage: Eukaryota; Viridiplantae; Streptophyta; Magnoliopsida; Lamiales; Acanthaceae. Gene Ontology annotation, cellular component: nascent polypeptide-associated complex; cytosol. Bases 326 to 826 code for a protein of 166 amino acids. The record is from RefSeq and is a predicted model, not a curated record. The transcript is spliced from 7 exons.
UUUCAUUCUCUCAUAUCGAGCCCUAAUUUCUCACCUCUAUAAUCCUCUGGACGUCGCUCUUCUGCGAUCGGAUUACCGCAGCUGCUGUUCGUUCUGGUUCCUUAGCUCCUGACCCGUGGAGUGCGAGUUCUUCCUUUCGCUGGUGCUGUUCCGCCGUUCCUGUGCGCCCAGCGCCUUCCGUGUUUCGGUUUGGCCUAUAUUCUGCUCUGCUCUGGUGGAUGUCUUGAGAAUUGGUUGAGUCUAGAUUUUCAUUUUGUUCUGCUCUGUCGUCUUCGACUUCUCACCCAAUUGGCAUCAACGCAGUUCUAGUGUGCGGCUCUCGAAGAUGAAUGUAGAAAAACUAAUGAAGAUGGCUGGUUCUGUCCGAACUGGCGGGAAGGGUACAAUGAGAAGAAAGAAGAAGGCCGUACAUAAGACAACGACAACAGAUGAUAAAAGGCUUCAAAGCACCUUGAAGAGAAUUGGAGUGAACUCCAUACCUGCAAUUGAAGAGGUAAAUAUCUUCAAGGAGGAUGUGGUUAUCCAGUUCACUAACCCUAAAGUUCAAGCAUCUAUUGCUGCCAACACCUGGGUUGUCAGUGGAACUCCUCAGAACAAGAAAUUGCAAGACAUUCUUCCUCAGAUUAUUAACCAAUUGGGUCCAGAUAACCUGGAGAAUUUGAAAAAAUUGGCUGAGCAGUUCCAGAAGCAAGCGCCAGCUACAGAAGGCGGCGCCACUUCUGGUGCCACGGUAGCUCCGGAAGAUGAUGAGGAUGAUGUUCCAGAUCUUGUGCCUGGUGAGACAUUUGAAGCAGCUGCAGAGGAGGAUCAUAAACACACUAUCUAAGGUUCUCUCUUUCAAUUUUGUUUGGUAAUACUAAACUUUAUUUUGUGUUCUUGAAACCCGAUUGUGUUACGUAAUUUGACAUCAGUUACAAUCCUUAGCAGAAAGCAGAUAAUAUUACCAUGGAUGACUUUUUGAACCUGAUGGUGGUGGUUUAUAUCUA